This is a messenger RNA of Trichoderma citrinoviride, 1053 nucleotides long. Its product is annotated as Aldo/keto reductase. The record is from RefSeq and is a predicted model, not a curated record. Gene Ontology annotation, molecular function: oxidoreductase activity. NCBI's taxonomy places the organism in Eukaryota, Fungi, Ascomycota, Sordariomycetes, Hypocreales, Hypocreaceae. The coding region runs from base 1 to 1053 and encodes 350 amino acids. The transcript has 2 exons.
AUGCCUCUCAUUGCCCAGAACCCCAAGCCCCGAGUGAUCCUCGGCCUCAUGACUUUUGGUCCCAGCGAGGACGAGGGCGCCCGAAUCACCGAUCUGGACACGUUCAACAAGGCCCUCGACGUUUUGCAGGCUCGGGGCUACAACGAGGUUGACACCGCGCGAGUCUACGUCGGCGGGGCUCAGGAAGCCUUUACGCGCGAGGCCAACUGGAAGAGCAGGGGCCUCACUCUGGCGACCAAGGUCCAGUACCCUUGGGCGAAUGGUCUGAACACGGCUGAAAAGGUCGUCGAGUCUGUCGAGAAGAGCUUGAAAGAGCUCGGAACCGAUAGCGUUGAUAUUCUAUAUCUUCACAGGCCUGACCGUGGAGUCCCAUUUGCGGAGACCCUGGAGGCCGUGGACCGUCUUCACAAGGCCGGCAAGUUCGUCAAGCUGGGCAUCAGCAACUUCACGGCUUUCGAGGUCGCCGAAGUCGUCCUGACAUGCAAGUACAACGGCUGGGUGCGUCCCACCAUCUACCAGGGCAUGUACAACGCCAUCACCCGCAACAUUGAGUCGGAGCUGUUCGUCGCGUGCCGGCGCUACGGGGUCGACAUCGUCGUGUACAACCCUCUUGCCGGCGGCCUGUUCUCCGGCAAGAUCAAGUCCAAGGACAUCCAGCCCCAAGAAGGGCGGUUCGCGGGGGACAAGGCGCAGGCGACCAACUACCGGAAGCGAUACUUCCGGGACGCCACCUUUGAGGCGCUCAAGAUUGUCGAGGAAGCGGCUGAGAAGGCGGGCCUGACGCUGAUUGAAGUUGCGCUGCGCUGGAUGGUUCACCACUCUGCGCUCAAGGUCAAGGACGGCAACGACGGCAUCAUCAUCGGCGUCUCCAGCGUGCAGCAGCUGGAGCAGAACCUGACCGAUUUGGAAAAGGGCCCGCUGCCGGAGGAGGUUGUGCAGGCGCUGGACGAUGCCUGGCGGGUGUCAAAGGCCGAUUCUGUCGUCUACUGGCAUGGAGAGUUGGAGUAUGGCUAUGACCCUCUGCAGGUCCUGUUUGGUGAAGGAGCGAAAUAA